AUGUUUGAUAAUAUUGAAGAUUCAAUGAAAAAGAGUAAUAUAAAAGAUCCAUGGCAAUACUUUUUAUCAAGAAAUGUUAGUUAUGAUUCAUUAAAUUGGAAAGAUAAAUAUAGUUGGUUAAUGAUAUUAUAUUAUAUAAGUGAUAUUGAUGAUAAAAAUAAUCAAUUUAAUAAUAAUUUUAAUUCUAUUAUAAAAGUUAUCAUUUCAAUUAUAAAAACUAUAGAUCAAAAUUCAAAAGUUUUAUAUGUUUCAUUUAAUUUUUUAAAUGAAUUUAUAUUAAGUAAUGAUAUGGAAAAGAAAGAGGAAAUUAUAAAGUAUCAUGAUGAUAUAUUCAAUUCAUUAUUAUUUAAUUUAAAGAAAUAUAGUGAUCAAUCUAUUGAUCAUGAUAAUAAUAAUAAUAAUAAUAAUAAUAAUAAUAAUAAUAAUACCUCAAAUGUUUGUGAUUCAAUUUGUGAUUUAUUAAUUUCAUUUAUCGAAAAUAUAAAUCCAAUACUAGUUAAUCAAUAUAAAGAAACAAUAAUUAAUACAAUUUUAAAUUCAAUUCAUAAAAUACAUUCACCAAAUUUUAUUCAAAUAAUUUCAACAAUUUUUAAUUUACCAGAUAUAUUUAAUGAUAAAUUAAAUAAUAUAAAUUAUUAUAAUAAUAUCAUACCAAUUUUAUUUAAUAUUUUUAAUAAUUACUAUACUAGUAUAAACAAUAAUAAUAAUAAUAAUAAUAAAAAUAAAUAUAUAGGGAAUGAAGAAUUUUUUGAAGAAGAAGAUUAUUAUUAUUUUAAAAUUUUAGAAGCAAUUAGUUUUUUAGUUUUAUCAGUUGAAAAGAAUAUUGUAAUUCAAUCAUUUAAUAAUGAAAUUAAAAGAUUAAUAGAGUUUACAUUGAACCUUUUAAUAAAAUUCAAUAUAUAUGAUAAAAGAAUUGGAAUUUCAUUGAAAUCUUUAAUUAGAUUAAUACAAUGUAUCGAUUCAUUACCAUCACAACAAUUUAUACAAUUAUUAAUGUCAAAAUUAUUUUUUAUAAUUAAUGAUAGUUAUUCAUUUAAUUCUUAUUUAGAUAAUAUUAUAAUUGAAAACAUAAUAACAGCAAUUGAUAUUGUAUCAACAUUAAUUAAUGACAGUGGUACAAGUAAUUUAAUAAUACCAUAUAUUGAAAAACUUUAUAGGGUUUUAAUUGAAUCUACAAUUAAUUUUAAUCCAACAUCAAGUAGAUGUGGAACUAAUAUUGAAUCAAAAGCUAUACGAUUAUGUCUUUCAAUAAUUAAUAUUUAUUUUAAAACAAAUCAACCAAUAAAUUUAAAACAAAUAAUUUUAGAAUCAUUUCAAUUUAUAAUUAAUUCAAUUGGUGUUGAUAGAAAACCAAUUUCAGUUUCAAUUAAAUUAGAAGUCUUUUCAGAAUUAUUACAAUUAUUAUUACAACUUGAAUUUCAUUUAAAACAACAAAAUCAACAACAUCAAGAUAUAAUUAAAGAUAUAACAGAAUUAAUAAUAAAUUUAUUAUCAAAAUCAUUUUCAACACUUCAACAACUUGAAAAGAAUAAUAAAGACAGAUUAAAGGGUAUAAAAGUUAUUUAUGAUAAUAAUGUUUCAAAUGAUAGUGGUGAUGAAUUAUCAAGUGGUGGUGGUAGUAGUGUUGGUGGUAUUGAUGGUGAUAAUGAUAUUGAUUAUAAUGAAAAUGGUCAAUAUAUCAAUCAAAUUGAACAUAUUGAAGAUGGAUAUAAUGAAUUAAGUAAUAUAUUUCAAAUAAUAUGUUAUAGUAGUGAUAAUAAUAAUAAUAAUAAUAACAAUAAUAAUAACGAUACAGAAGAAAAUAACCACAAUAAUAAUAGUAGUAGUAAAACUAAAAUAGUUGAUAGAUUUAUAAAAGAUUAUUUAGUUACAAUUUUAAAUUUAAUUAAAAAAACAACAAGUUUAGAAAUUAAAUUAAAUAUGAUAUGUGUUUUAGAUUAUUUAUUAGAGAAUAAUAGUAAUGUUGGAGUAUUUAGAAAUUAUUCAAAGAUUAUAGAAUUAUUAAUUGAUAUAUUCAAUUCAUCAUUUUCUACACCUUCAAUCAUUCAAGCAACUUCAUAUGGUAUUGGUGUUGUUGCUAAAAAAUCAACUAAAACUUUAUUAUUUAAACCUUUUUUAAAUAAAUCUUUUCAGCAAUUUAAAAAUUAUUUAUUAUUUAUAAAUAAUAAUAAUAAUAAUAAUAAUAAUAAUAAUAAUAAUAAUAAUAAUAAUAAUAAUAAUAAUAAUAAUAAUAAUAAUAAUAAUAAUAAUAAUAAUAAUAAUAAUAAUAAUAAUUCAAAUAAUAAUAGAAAUUAUGGAGAUGCUAAAGAUAAUGUAAUUUCAUCAAUUGGUAAAAUAAUUAAAUUUCAAAUUAGUAAUGAUGAUGAUGAUGAUGAUGAAAUAACAAAAGAUAUUGAAAAUGAAAUGAUUGAUAUAUUUAUUAAUGGGUUACCAAUUUUAAAUGAUUUAGGUGAAUUAAAUUCAAUAUUAGAGGUUACAUUAUUCAUAAUUUUAAAGUACUCAAAUUUGAUUUUAAAUAAUCAAUUUUAUUUAGUAAAGUUAUUGGAAACUAUAUUAAUUUGUUAUGAUAAUGAUAGUAAUCACUUUUUAGGUUUAACUUUAAUAAUAGAUAAUAUUUCAAAUUUAUUUAAACCAUUUAAACAACAAAUUUUAAAUUCAAUAACAUCUUUUAAUUUACAAUCAAAUAAUAUUCAACAUAUAACAAAUUUAGUUAAUAAUUUAUUUUUUAAUAAAAUAAAUAAAUAA
Molecule: messenger RNA, 2745 nt
Organism: Dictyostelium discoideum AX4
Lineage: Eukaryota; Evosea; Eumycetozoa; Dictyosteliales; Dictyosteliaceae
Exons: 4
Coding region: 1-2745 (914 amino acids)
Source: RefSeq, a predicted model, not a curated record